UCAUUCAUUCUUUUCUCUUCAUAUCAGAGACGCAGAAUAAAUUCCCAGUCGCUCCGAAUUAGCGAAGUUCAUCCUCUGCUCUCAACCGUGUUGCGAAUUUUAUAACCAUAGGAGUGUUGGCUUGCCGCUUGGUGACCCCUCUGCGCUAAACCUGAAGAAACAGUUGGUGACCAAUGACGAACAGGGACUUCCAAUUGUCGGGCUUCCUAUUUCCGACCUUGCAGGGACCUGUUGUUUUUCCAGCAAGCUGAAGAGGAGGAAAAACUUGAAGAAGACUGAUUGAAGGGGUGAGAAAAGCUGAUUGCAAGCGUGAUAGGAGCUAGAAGAAGCAAGAAGAAGAGGAAGAAGAAGAUUCUUCUACAUUUUGGAGAGAUUUUUCAAGCACAAGAAAACCUACAUGAAAGAUGGCUGACUUUUGGUGUUGGAAUCAAAUGAGAAAAUUGGGAAAAGCACUUCUUACUGUCUAUGCUAUUGGUGGAGCAGCAUGGUUAUGGAAUGAAACAUCACCUCUUGGUUGGUGGACGUUAAAGCCUCGAACUAAGGAAGAAAAACAAAUGGCACAUCUUUAUGAACGUAGAGAAUUUCCUUACCCUGGUGACGAGGAAGCAGUUAGGGAGUUCAUUGCAAAGGGUGGUUCCUUUGGGACAACAAUAGGGCCCAAAGGGUUUGUGGAUAAUACUGGGGACAGUCCUCAGAUCAAACAUCAGAAGGAAAAAUUUGAAAGAGAAUCACAAAAGUUAUGGCUUAGAAUGCGGGAUGAGGUCAUUGAAGAACUCCAAGAUCAAGGCUAUUGGAUUGAAUGAAAUGGCAAGACUUGAAUGCCAGUACUAGAAAAUACCCAUUAUGUGAUUUUAUUUGCUUUGCAUGGAAAAUAUUGGAUAUUGUUAUGGAGUUGAUAUCAAUUAGAUUUUAUCAGCUUUUUAUAAAUAUCAUACAAAAAAUGAAUUGUUAAUUAAUGAAUAAUCCUGUAGCCUGUAGGAAAAGAAAAAUACUUUUUUUUGUUAGAAAUAAUUGAAUAAACAGGAUGAUCUGGCAGCAAACAAGAACCAGCUCUCGUUUAUCGGUCAGAUACUUUCAGAGGACAAGAUUCAUUUAGGUCUUUGGCAUGAAAAUUUAGCCGCACCGAUUCAUUUAUACAGGACAAAUAAUUUCACUCAACCUUUAUUUAAAAGGUUUUGCUCAUUCUAAUGAAUUAUUCUGUUCUAUAAGAAUUUUGCAUUUUAUAUUGAGAAUUUCCCUAUUGUUUCU
Cryptomeria japonica (Japanese cedar) is the source of this 1248-nucleotide messenger RNA. RefSeq lists its product as uncharacterized. The record is from RefSeq and is a predicted model, not a curated record. The transcript is spliced from 4 exons. Bases 405 to 803 code for a protein of 132 amino acids. NCBI's taxonomy places the organism in Eukaryota, Viridiplantae, Streptophyta, Pinopsida, Cupressales, Cupressaceae.